AAUUUUUAUACAUUUUAUCGAAUAUCAAUCGAGUAUUCACUGUCAUUAAGAACACUUGUGAGAGUCUUGCGUUUUGUUGAUAAAAUAUAGAAUAUGGAGAAACCACGGGCUAAUAAACGUAGGGAGAGGAAGGAUAAAUCAAACCAUGCUAUCAAAAUAGUGGUUCGACACUUGCCACCGACAAUGACCGAACAGGAGUUUUUGGAGCAAGUGGAUCCAUUGCCGGAGAACGAUUCCUACUAUUAUUGCCCAGCUGAUUGGUCGCUUGGGCAAGAGGCAACAUGCCGGGCGUACAUUGAUAUGUCGCUCAAGGAUAUUUCGGAAGUGCUGCAGUUUCGCGACCGCUUUGAUGGCUAUGUAUUUGUGGAUUCGAAAGGAGCCGAAUACGUUGCCAUUGUGGAGUAUGCGCCAUUUCAAUGCUUUAUGAAGAAUAAAGCGCGUAAUCACGACAACAAAGUGAAUACUAUUGAAAAGGAAUCGCAUUAUCAGGAUUUCCUGCAAAAACUCGCAGAGGAACGUGAAGAAGCGAUUCGCUUAGGCGAUUUGAAGAUUGAUAUUCCGCUCGAAAGCCGAACCGAUGAAAAGGUUAAAUCGACUCCACUGCUGCAAUACUUGGCUAACAAAAAAGAAAAGCGUCGCGAAGAAGCCCGUAAGCGAAAUGAGGAAAAGCGAAAGCAGCGCGAAGAACAGAAACUUCUAAAAUCAAUGGAAACACCUGAAAACAGCAAACCGAAGGAUUCCGCUGGUGAGAGCAAAAAAUCACUUAAUAAUAAUAAUAAUCAGAAGAAGGAGUUCAACAAAGAGGGACAAGGUGCAGAUAAGGCUGCCAAAAACUCACGCUCCAAACGUCGAACGGAACGCGACCAGCGUCGGCGAGAAGAACACGAGCAAAGGAAAUUGGCGCGAGAUCGCGAGCAAAGAGACAAGAAAAACGAUCGCAAUGAGAAGCCUGAAAAAGAUAAUUCGAAUAAGAAAUCAUCAAAACAAACCCAUCAGUCCAAGGAACAACAGCAUUUAAUCAAGGAAGUUACAAUACUAAAGAAAGAAAUUAAAGCUGAUUCCAAUGUAGCUGUGUCAAACACGGAUACGGAUAGAUCAGCAGAAGCGUGCAGUGAACGGCUCGCCACAAAUCCGAGUAACAAAGAUGUAACCAAGGCGGCCCCCAAAUCGACAGAUCGCGACUCCCAGUCAACGAGUCAGUCGGAAGCACGCAGAGCCGCCAAUCGUCGAUCAGCUGACGAGCGUCGCAUCAGAAAUAAGGAUCGUCCAUCUAUUGCCAUAUACCAACCCAAAGCUAGAAAUCGCCUGGGGUCAGAAGAGAAUUCCCCAAACGACUCCAAGGAUUCCAGCCGGCCAACAGAAAUGCCCGUCUUUCCCACCGAAGCGGAUAACAAUUUAAUGCCAGAUGAAAAAUCCAAGAAUAGACGCUUUGGAAGGCGGAACAAGCAGAAGCCUCAAGACAGCAAGGAGACUGCUGGGAGUGCUGAGCAUGCACGUUGUGUAUCCAAGUCAUCCGAAAGUAGCACAAGUGCACAUUCUACAACUUUGAAAUAAUUUAAUAUGUUCAAAAAUACAAAAUUUAUACUGGUUGUAGCUGAUUCUGAUGUGUUGAUUUAUUAUUAGUAAAAAUCAUUCUCGAUGUCCAUAGGA
Molecule: messenger RNA, 1650 nt
Organism: Drosophila innubila
Lineage: Eukaryota; Metazoa; Arthropoda; Insecta; Diptera; Drosophilidae
Gene: Upf3
Product: regulator of nonsense transcripts 3B
Exons: 3
Coding region: 94-1554 (486 amino acids)
Biological process (GO): positive regulation of translation; nuclear-transcribed mRNA catabolic process, nonsense-mediated decay
Cellular component (GO): nucleolus; cytoplasm
Molecular function (GO): mRNA binding
Source: RefSeq, a predicted model, not a curated record